AUGCAUUUCUCCACCCUAUGUAACGGCCUCGGCCUCAUGGCCGGGUUAGCAGCAGCUCUUCCCCAUGCUCAUAUGACACGCCAGUCUUCAGGUGCUGAGACCGUUGUCUACUGGGGUCAGAAUGGUGGCGGCACGAUCGAGAACAACGAUCUCUCGACUUAUUGCACCUCCACAUCCGGUAUUAACAUAAUCGUCUUGGCGUUCUUGUACCAAUGGGGUAACGGAGCCACCAUCCCCUCUGGUACUAUUGGCCAGUCUUGCUUCAUCAGCACUUCUGGCGAGGGACAGAACUGCGAUGCCUUGGCUUCGGCCAUCAAGACUUGCCAAUCUUCGGGCGUCAAAGUCAUCCUAUCACUGGGCGGAGCUACUGCCUCUUACUCUUUGUCAUCGGACUCGGAGGCCGAGGCGAUUGGAAACUACCUCUGGCAGGCCUAUGGUAACUCGGGCAACUCGAGCGGCGUACAGCGACCUUUAGGCGACGUCGUUGUCGACGGCUUCGACUUCGACAUCGAAGUCAACCGAGGAAGCGAAUUCUACCCGGCCAUGGUCUCCGCAUUGCGCACCAACUUCGCGUCCGACCCUUCUCGCUCAUACUACACAACGGCGGCCCCACAAUGCCCGAUCCCGGAACCCAACCUCGGGGUAGUCAUCGGCAAUGCCACGUUCGACUACAUCUGGCCCCAAUUCUAUAACAACAACAACUACACUUACCCAUGCGCCCUUCCCGUCAACGGCAACGCGCCCUUCAACUACGAUGGAUGGGUCGAAUUCACCGCCAGCGGCCCAUCGAAGGACGCCAAGAUCUUAAUCGGCGUGCCGGCGUCUCCCUUGGCUUCCAACGGCAGCCCGAGCGGAGAGACGUACUACGCGACCCCUGAACAACUCUUGACCAUCGUCAACAGCGUCAAGGACGAGUCUAGGUUCGGGGGUGUGAUGAUGUGGAGCGCCGGGUUCUCUGACGCGAAUGUUAACAAUGGCUGCACUUUCGCGCAAGAAGUGAACAGCAUUCUGACGAAGGGCGCUGUUUGUUAG
This is a messenger RNA of Annulohypoxylon maeteangense, 1032 nucleotides long. RefSeq names its product glycoside hydrolase family 18 protein. The transcript has a single exon. Gene Ontology annotation, biological process: carbohydrate metabolic process. Gene Ontology annotation, molecular function: chitinase activity. Lineage: Eukaryota; Fungi; Ascomycota; Sordariomycetes; Xylariales; Hypoxylaceae. Bases 1 to 1032 code for a protein of 343 amino acids. Gene Ontology annotation, cellular component: extracellular region. The record is from RefSeq and is a predicted model, not a curated record.